Molecule: messenger RNA, 3735 nt
Organism: Besnoitia besnoiti
Lineage: Eukaryota; Apicomplexa; Conoidasida; Eucoccidiorida; Sarcocystidae
Exons: 6
Coding region: 1-3735 (1244 amino acids)
Source: RefSeq, a predicted model, not a curated record
AUGUCCAAAUGCACGUAUAGUAGGGCUUGGGAAAUGGCAGCUCCUACCUAUUUUGAAGGUCACCCAAUGCGGGAGACAGCCCCGCGAGUUCAGAGUAGUCAGUGCACUUCCCAAGCUCUGACUUUCCCUGCUGAACCAGGCGGUUCCCGAAGUAGUAGCCAUGCAUCGCAGGAGGUGAAAUCUCGUCGGUUUGUGUCCCUCGAAGGCACAUCGGAUGUGACGUGUGCGCUUCAAAGAUCCCGUGUGACUGCCUCGUCCACGCAAGGCCCACAGACCUCUUCUGACACAGCCUCUCCUUUGGUUCGCCCGGCGGCGGAGGGCGACACCGCGUUCAAUCCCCUGAACCGCUCCUUUAGUUUCUCCACGUCGCCUCUGGAAUGCCGGAAAUUUCCCGCGUUCUUUUCACUUACGGACGGCGAAUCGCUCGCAGACUCCGCGGAGCCUUCGCCUUCCGCCUCACAUCGGGAUGACGACAGCGAGCGCGACGACUUCCUCGGAUCGACGCCGUAUUGUCCCUCCGCGCGGCUCUCCUCACCGUGCGCAACACUAGGAGAGGAGGCAACGGCCUCACGAGACAACUCGCCAUGGUUUGGCGGCCUCGACGAGGACCAAGAUACGAGCAGGAGUGCCUCUCUAGCCCUCGUGGAUCUGGGAAAAACACUCACGAAGGACUCCUGGGAUUUCGAAGCGCGAGGCGGGUCGCCUGCAACGGUCCUCGCGGUUCGAGACAUUGAGCGCCUUGCAGGCGCGGCCAGGCACCACCUCUCGCUCGUCAAAAAGGCAGGAUCGGAUGAAGGAAGGGGCUGGGCUGCAGCGUUGCACAGUGUGCAUGCCCUUCACAGAAUCCACUCUACGGCGUCCGCUGGGGGGCGACCCGCUGCUCCAGGAUCGCCCGAGGCCACAGCUGAGCUCUUCGAGGAUCUCCUGCAGACGCUUGAGGCGGCAGGCGAGACGCUGCUGCAAAUGGAAAAGCAGGUGGCUCACCACGUACGGCGCGCCGAGAUGUUCAGUGCGAGACUAGAAAAAGCUGUCGCCCAUAAUGACAGCCUGUAUGCCGAGUCCGAACAACUCGAGCGUCGCCUCAGAGACGCGAGGGGAGAGGUUGAGGCCCUGCGGAGUCGGUGUGUGGCGCUGGAAAAGAAACCCGACUACCGCGAGCGCUUCCUUCAAAGCGAACAAGAUCGCGCAGCUCUCGAGCGGCAGGUGAAGGGCCUGCGGGCGCAAUUGGAGGACGUCCGUGUGGGAGCACAGAGGCAGCAGCGCCGGAAUGAAGAAAUCAUGGAGGAGGUGACGGGGAUAAAAAAGCGCCUGCAGGAGAGAGAAGAACAGCUGCUGGUGACCAAACGAAGCUUGAAGGGCGUGAUGAAGAAUUAUUGGCACGCGCAGGAAGCUUCUGUGGCGGCUCAGGCCCUCGACAAGAGUAAAAGUCGUUCGUUCUUCCUCAGUGGCGGACAGCGCCCGCCUCCCCUUCACGCGUCGUCGCUGGCCUCUUCGGGAGCCGAAGUUGCUUCGUUGGAAGGCGGGUCGCCGCCUGCGUCGUCGGCAGCGGGUCCCCAGAAGUGUCAGAAGUGCGGGCACGUGUCUAUGCCUCUCUUGAACGUCGAAGGCCUGCGACCCGUGGGAGCCCCCUCUGCCACCCGCGACCAGCGGGGCGGCGGCAGCUCAAAGGAGCCCGUCGGAGCCGGAAGCGAGGGCGGCGCCGAGAACGCACGGAAGGUCAGUCGCCGAAAGAUGGGCGUCGAUGAAUGUCUCGCCUCUUUCGCUUCGUUCUCAACCGCCGUAGACUCCGCGCGAGGGGGGGGGCCGUCGUCGCACGGCGUAGAGCAGCCGUUCCGCGGCGAGGGGGGCGUCGCCCGCCGGGGUGAAGGGCCGCGGGAAGGAGAGGGCCAAGGAGACCCUGCGAGGCGCCCCGGCGGGGGCCGUCGCAACCCGUCACGUGUGACCGGACCAGAGGAGGCCGAGGAACUCGCGCGGCAGAUCACCUCCUCGUCCUCAGUCUCUUGUGGGUCGUUCUUUCCGUGCGAAGACGCCUCCCGCGACUCGAAGAAGAAAGAGGCUGGGGACGACGAAUGCACUUCCCCCCCCGAGGAGUCCCCUCAGUCUCUGUCUGGGGGCCUCUGCUGCGGCUGCUGGCGCGAGAAUGCGCGGCUCAGGAGGGAUGAUGGCGAAUGUGCGGAGAUACCCCCCCUGGCCGUCUCGCUUUCCCCCCCGGCUGGUUCAUCGCCUGUCUUCACGCCCGCCGUGUCCCUCCGGGCCUCGCUGCCCCCUCCCUCGAGCCCCUCCGCACACGCGCCGAAAGUCGUGCCGCUCUCUCGGCGCUACGGCUCAGUGGCUAACGCUCGAGGGGAGUCGGCGUGGAGACGUCUCGCGCGUCGCUCCUCGCUUCUGCCGUCGUAUUCGUCUGCCUGUUCGUUGCCUUCGGCGCCCUCCAUGAUCUUGCCUGAGCCCGGGCGCGCGUCCGUCCUUUCUGCUUUUGCUUCCGCGACUCUCUCCUCUUUUCCGCAAGCGGUGCAUCUGCGAGGCGAGCAGCCGUCGCCGCCCUUCCAGCAGGGGGUCAGCAGAUCUCCUGGCGAUAUUGCGGAGGCGGGCGAUGCGGCUUCUGGGCGCGAGGGCGGCCUGUUUGCAGAGGCCGCACCUCUUGCGUCGCCAGCGUACUGCACAGACCGAAACCAGACUGGGGACGCGCCCCGAGAGCCUUUGCUCAGGCCGUCGAUGUUUGAAGAGUUGCUGCAGAUGGGUCACUCGCUGACUGCGGAGGAAGAGAAGCUGAAGCGGACUCUGGACGAUCUCCUCUCUGCGGUCGCCGCGUCGCCGGUGUCGUUGGAAGACCUGGCCUCGAAGCAGCUCUCGAAAGACUGCUUGCUCAAGAUUCUAAAGCUGCGGCAGCAGAACGCAGCGAAGAAUAAACUGUCCACAACGUGCGCCGGCGGCUUCUUCUCACCCGUCUUGUAUCCCCUCUUCUCGGUCGUCUUCAACCCCCAGAAGGCCCUCCACAGCAGCAGGCCGCGGCCGACUCAUCGGCAGCUUCUCCUGGAGACGCUCAAGUCGCUUCCAACGACACUUGUGCGGUGCCUGGUCCCGGCAGCCUACAGGAGCGACGACGAGGAGACGAUGCUGAGAGCGGAAGCGGAGCUUCGCGGGAGCGCCAGAAGCCGGAGAUCUCUCUCGAGCAAAUCUGGAGCGGCAAACGACGACGUCGCACUCUCCUCGGCCUUGUCUCUCUUGUCUCUGCUCCCGGGCGGCGCCGUCUGGUGCGUCGUGAAGGCCUCAGCAGCGCAGCUCAUCGAGUGCUGCGAGCGUUUCUUUGCCGUGAAUCUGGAGAGAAAGCUGGAGACACACAGUCCGACUGAAAAGCAAAACGCCUCUCCUUUCCAAAAGACAGAGACGUCGUCAAACUCGCUCGCGGUCGGCGCGGAGGCCUCUGGGCCUGAGGCAGACUAUUUGUCGCGGAAAGGCGAGGAAGGAAAACGGCACAGACGCCCGCGCGUCACUCUGAGCGAGAGCGACCUUUCGCUUCCCUCUGAGUGGGUUCAGGUGGCAGCCCCCGCUGUGCUCGGUGCUGUAAUGACGGCCCUUGGCGCUGCAACCUUUUUUCCCGCAUUGCGUUCGUCCCUUCCUCACUCGUUCGCCUCAGACGUGCUGGGUCCCCGACUUGGCGUCGAGCCCUCCUCACCUAGCACCGCAUCGGCGGCGGCCCUCGACCCGCGCGUAUGCUUGGGAUCUUUCGCGCUGUAG